Molecule: messenger RNA, 2244 nt
Organism: Colletotrichum truncatum
Lineage: Eukaryota; Fungi; Ascomycota; Sordariomycetes; Glomerellales; Glomerellaceae
Product: LipA and NB-ARC domain-containing protein
Biological process (GO): riboflavin biosynthetic process; FMN biosynthetic process
Cellular component (GO): mitochondrion
Molecular function (GO): riboflavin kinase activity
Source: RefSeq, a predicted model, not a curated record
AUGGAGGCCCCAAAAGCGGCCCUGAGGCGCAAACCCCUGCCCGGCCAGCUGCCCGGCCCGCCGCCGAUGCCACCGCCGCCUGAUUUUGACCCAUUUCCGCAGCGCCGACAGGUCCUUCGCGGCGCCAGAUCGACGCCGAACCUGAGGCAGUCUGCCGUGCCGUCCAUUUACGAUCCUCCACCGGCCUAUGAGGAGUUUCCUGGCGUAGACGCAAACGGCCGCCUUGUUAUCGCUCCCCCUAGCCCCGGGCGGCUCCCUUCGCCUGCUCCUCCCAGCCCAGGACCCUUCUUCCCUGGCCCUCCCCAGUCUGCAGAGACGUUCUCCGUUGGUGGAUAUCGCCCUCCGGUGUCUCCCGUUUCUCCGGCCUCUUCGUAUUUCCCCCCUCCGCCUAACGCGGAAUCUCAUUCAGUACAUGCACAUUAUCGUCCUCCCGUUUCUCCGGUUUCUCCGCUGUCUACUGGAACGCCGUACUUUCCACCUCCGCCCAAUGCAGCAGGAUAUCCCCCUCAAGCACAUAACCGCCCUCCGGCCUCUCCAGUCUUUCACCCUCCUUCAAAUGCUGCGACCUUUCCAGUACAAGCCCAUGAUCGUCCGCCCCCAUCUCCAGUGUUCCAACCUCCCCCAACUGCGGAAACCUUUCCUCUCUCUGGACCACGUCCACCUGCUUCACCGGUCUAUGCCCCUUCAGAAGCCCCAUCCACGGACACACAGUCAAAAGAAAAGACUUUCUGGCAGACUGCACUAGACGAGACCAAAUACUUUGCUGGAGGGCUGAUAAGCCAUCCCUUCGAGUACACCAAACAUUACUCUAUCCUCCGCCACUCCGCCGCCCUAGUCUGGUACCGUGGCCCAUCCACCUCCGUCACUGUCACCAUUUUCUCCGAUGCCCCACUGCCACCUACACGGACGGUAUGGCUUCAGCGGAAGGGUUUCUCAGGAAACAUGGGCAUGAACCUGAAGUCUCUUGUGGGUGCCAACGACUCAUGGCUUGAUGUCACGCCGUCGGCACAGGCCUUGCCUACAGAUAUGGCGGAAGGCGACGAGAGGGGUUGCCAGCGCGACAUCAAAAAAUUCCUAAAAAAGGCCCCGAAGAACCUCAGCAAGCAUGUUCCGAGGGAGACGCACGUCGUUCGUAUUCCUGCUGCGGCGGACGACGGAUACUUCCGCCUUGUCCUCUGUGCAGGCGGCGGCGACGGCGGGAACAGCAAGAGAAAAGUUCUCUGCCCCAGCCCUGUCUUCCGGAUUGCCAGCACCUCGACGGAUGCGAGCGUUAUGCGCGGCGCCAGCUUUGCCAGCAUGCCCCUUGAAAUGGGUAUCAAAGCCGGUUCGAUCGUCGCCACGACUGUCGCUAACAGGUACAUUGGCCCUGCGGCUGCCGUCGUGCAGUCCAGGACGAAGAAACUCCAGCAGGCCAAGUUUGUCACCAAACACGCCACCCACAUCGCGACCGCCAAGUCUGGUUUCGACAAGUCAGGUAUCAAAACCACUGUGACAGCCUACGAGGAGCAAUAUGCCGCCUCGAGAAGCGGGGGGUAUGCGGCAUGGCAAGAUGGCGGCGAGACAGGAUUCCAGGAGGCGCCGCCGGAGGUUAUUGGUCCCGACUCUGGCCCCUUGGACCCGUUCCCGAUCAAAUUCGACGGCAAGAUUGUCCGUGGCACGGGACGAGGAGGGAUGGAGCUGGGCAUUCCGACGGCAAAUCUCACAGGUAUCCCCGAGGACGUCAAGAUGCGGAUGCGAGGAGUGUACUUUGGCUGGGCGCGGGUCGUCCCUCGCACCGGACUGCAGGGAAUAUCUACAGAUUGGCACGAAAGUAUCAUCACCGUGGGGCCCGCGCCAUACGCGACGCCUCGCGUUGCGGCCACGAAUGUCGCUACGGUGCACCUGAUCCACGAAUUCGGCGGCGCUCUCUUCCUCGACACGAAGCUUAAAGUCUUGGUUAUGGGGCAGCUGCGGCUGGCUGCUCCUCCUGUGGCCGGCUCGGAUGCCGCGCUUGCGGCGUACGGUGCGGACGUGCUGCUUGCGGUGGCGAGUUUGAGUAGGGACAACUGGGGACCGGUUGAGACGAGAGAAAGGAUGAGGACGAUGCGGAGCGAGAUGAGCCUGGCAGAUCGGUAUCUGGAGACGAGGGAGAGGGUGCAGAAGCAGGUUGAUCGGAUACCUGUUCAUCUGGCGGGCGUUCGAACCGAGGGUGCGGCGCUGAGGGAUCGGGCGUAUGGCAAUGGCGGUAUGUGGAUUCCUAGGUGA